This is a messenger RNA of Lytechinus pictus (painted urchin), 3266 nucleotides long. Its product is annotated as acyl-coenzyme A diphosphatase FITM2-like. Gene Ontology annotation, molecular function: coenzyme A diphosphatase activity. Gene Ontology annotation, biological process: phospholipid biosynthetic process; lipid storage; lipid droplet organization. The transcript has a single exon. The coding region runs from base 52 to 948 and encodes 298 amino acids. The record is from RefSeq and is a predicted model, not a curated record. Gene Ontology annotation, cellular component: endoplasmic reticulum membrane. NCBI's taxonomy places the organism in Eukaryota, Metazoa, Echinodermata, Echinoidea, Temnopleuroida, Toxopneustidae.
CUCGUGGCAUAAUGUGGUUGCAAAAUUUGAUUCAUGAGUUGAUAUCACAACAUGGCUACACAUGCACGUGUGAACGACGAGAUGAAUACGAUGAAUACGAGCAACGUAAGCAGACGAAAAAAUGUUAUCAAAUCAAAUGAUCAGUCUAAUGAAAGGACAGAAAACUUGGAGGAAAAGGACAGAAAAGGGGAAAGCUCCAUGGACGUUCAAACAGCUGCCUUUGCUUUAUCAAUAAUGAUCGUCGCGGGUUCGAUCCUUCGAGAAAAUGAAAUGGUUCCCGAAUCAUUUUUCGCCGACAAGCACAAUCCGUUAAACCAAAAGUUCGUCAAGUGGAGUUGGGGAUGGACACUUUGUUUUAUGACACCAUUCUUGUUGUUGCUAUCUUGGGCAAGACAUCCAGGACAAUAUUUGCAAGCAUUUCGAGGGAUCCUUCGUCUUGUAGCACUUACUGCAGCCUGGUAUUUCUGGGUAAACAUCGUGAUGGAUACUGUGCAUGAAUACUCUGGAAAAUGCAGCAUCGAGGCGCACUCUAGCGGAGGCUCAAGAGCUUGUCGCCGAGGAGGUGGGCGGUGGGACGGCUUCGACAUCUCUGGUCAUUCAUUCCUGCUGGUGCUUAUUGUCCUUACAACUCUGGAAGAGAUGGCGCCAUUUUGGCAUCUUUAUGAAUCAUCUGGAGUGCAGAUUACAUUUCAAGGCAGUACUGAGAGUCAACAAGGGACAAAGAGAAUUCCUAUAUUCAGCUUCCUUCUUGAAAUUCUCCUUUACAUUCUUGCAAUAAUAAUUUCUUUGAUGCAAUCUCUGAGUGUUCUGAUGGUCUUAGCAACCAGUUUGUAUUUUCACACAAUAAGUCAUAAAGUUAUUGGGACAGCCUUAGCUAUUAUAACUUGGUAUAUCACAUACAGAUUGUGGUUUAAAUCAAGUAGAACUUUUAGUUUACCACUGUUUUGAAGAAAAAAUGCAAAGAAAAAAAGGUUGCUUUGGGAGUUUUGGAUCUGCACAAAACAGUACCGGGUAUAAACCUUUGUGAAAUUUAAAUAAUAUCUCCUGUAAUAAGGUGGCAGAUGAAAUGUUUUUGUCUAUUUGUCAAAAAAUGUUAAUAGUUUGUUUAUACCCCCAUGUUAAUUGAUUAAAUGACAAGCAAUACAUUUUUUAUAAAAAAAAAAAGAUUGUCAAAUAUCACUAAUCACUACUGAUUUUCUUACAACUAGAUAGUAGUAGAUUACGGAGUUAGCUUUAGAAUAAUGGAAUUUCUUUCAUUGUCUAUCGUUUGGAAGACCCUGAAUCUACAGCAAGUUUACUAUAAUUUGUAGAUUAAUUUAAAGAGGUAUUCUUGAUUAUUUUAUAGUAUAUAGUUGAUUUUUGGGGUGAUAUUUAGUAAUUUUUCAUUGGAUGAGAAACAAAUCAUAAAUGUAAAAUGCCCUGAUCAUCAUGAAACAAAAGAGCAAUAGACCUGUGUCAUCACCGUUGACCUCAUUAAUUUUAUAGUCAAGUAUAGACAAGUGUUAAUUCGUUAAUUUGUUUGUUUACGUGUGAGAAUAGGCCUUAUCCAUGCAACUCUUCUGGAACAGCUUUCCGUCAGCCCUCUUAAAACUUAGUAGCAUCACUCAGAUUGAGAAAUAUGGAAUAAUUUCCCAUGAAAAUUUCAUACUUUAAUUGAGUUGAGCUUUGGGAAUUUAAGAAGGGUACUAUUGCAGUCUUAAAGACCACAAUUAUUUCGUGAGAAAGUUUUUAAAAUCAAGGUAUAUUACCACAAUGAUACAUGUAGAUCUCGAUCUGGAACAUUGAAAUCAACUCAUCUUGUGAAAUCAUACUGAUAUUUCUGAUGAUGACUAUUAACUAACACAAAAAGGCAUGUGUGGGACAGUUGCUUAACAUUGCUUGGAAAAAUACCCAUUUAUGGAGUUCUGUGCUUUUUUUGCUCAUUUCUCAGCAAUUACACUUUUUUUUCCAGAGCCAAUCGGCAAAUAUUUUUUAUUCAUACAAACACUUGGGUGGUCAUUUUAUUGGAUUCUGUUGGAACUCAUUUUCAGGACGUUGACGUUACCACAACUGGUAUUUAUCUUUCAGAAUACUGGUAUUUAAUCAGACUCUUUUUUUUUGUAAUUCAGCAAACUUAGUCUACAUGACCACAGUGUAAUAUUAAACUGAAUGCAGGUAAGCCUAAGUAUAUGUUUGAUAAUUUACUUUGUCAAUGCCAUACAUGUAUUAUAUGUGUAUAUAUGACAUAUUGGAAUAUAUUAUGGCAUAAUAAUACAUGUUUUAGUUAUUAUUUUAGUUAAUUAACUUAACAAAAUGUACAUGCAUGCCUAUUUUUUAUGAAUGUACAUCAACUUAAAAAAGUGAUGCCUAGGGUCUUUAAAUAAUUCUAAAGUGAAGUUAGACCCAAUCUAUAUUGAAAUUAAAAGAAAUUAGGAAAAAAAGGUUUUUUAAUGUACUGUAUAUAUUGGCUAACUUUUUCCUUCUUAAUCAAGUAUAUUAAUUAGGCAGAUCAUUAAUGAUUUAACUGUAUAGGGACAUUGAAAUAGUUCCAAAAGUUUGUUUUUGACAAUAAAUGAACUUUACUUUAAGUAGUGACAUUUAACUCACAAAUGCUUUAAAUGAACAAAAAUCAUGAGUUAAGCAUCACAUCAUUUUCAGCAUCCACCGGCUCCGCCAACCCUGUAACUUCAAACAUAAAUGUGCUGUAGUUUUUGUUGCUGAUAUUGUAUCGAUCUAAUUUAUAGUAAUAUAUUUAGCCUAUAGUUCUUGCUUCAAAAUGAGACCUUACACAAUAAAUUUGGCCAUGGGGCUGUGAUGUAGCUACAAUUUAUCCACAGCACUGCGUGGAAACUUGUUCAUCCGCCACCCUUUUGCAUACCUAACUUAUGAAGUGCGACCAUUUGUAAUCAAUAUCCUCUUAAAUUUGUUAUUUCUUGAACUUUAGGUAAUCCAUGUUAAAAUUGUCCAGCAUUUUGCAGCAUAAAGCAUUGAUUUCACUCCCAAUGUAUUUUAUCUAUGCAAUUUUUAGUUGACCAGAGUUUAUGAUUCACUUUGAAAUUGUAACAAUAUGGUUGAGAGAUAGUUGUUUCAGAUAUUGUUUACUGCUUGGCAUUAAUGUACACAUAUAUUCGCAAUUUGUCCUCCGGCCUUGCAAUUUGCAAAGAAAAGUCAGUAUUUUGGUGUGUGAACUGUGAACCACAUUUUUACCUCUGUUGCAAUGUACAUAGUCUGUGACUUAUUUGUGGAUUAUUAUGAUCUCAAUUAAAGAGUUUGCCAACAUAUUCUCA